AUGAACGCCUCCCUGGCCGCGUCGAACGUCGCCGCGGGCUCCUCGGCGCUCCCCACGCGCCGCGCCAUUGCCCCACGCGCGCGGACCGCUCGCGCCGCGGUGUCCGCGCGAGCGCGCGCCGGCCAGCGCGUCAUGCGCUGUAACGCCGCUCCCAAGCGCCCCGCGGCCCCGAGCCGCAUCCUGAAGGAGAGCGCUCUGUCGGAGGAGGAGUCGUGGGAGCUGGUCCUGAAGCGCUUCAAGGCGGGCGAGUCGGCCGAUUACCAAGUGCAGCGGUGCAACCACGGCGGCGUCGUGGUCAGCAUCGGGUCCCUCGACGGCUUCAUCCCCUUCUCGCUCCUCGACUCCACCCGCCUGCCCCCCACGACCGACCGCGACGACAUCAAGGAGGCCUGCGUGGCCGGCAUCGUCGGGGACACCAUCCAGGCCAAGAUCAUUCGCGUCGACGUGCCGAACAAGGACAUCGUGCUGUCCGAGCGCGCGAGCCUGAUGCAGAAGGCCGUCGCGGGCAUCGAGGUCGGCGCCGUCAUGGACGGCGUCGUGUCGGGCCUGGUCGACUUUGGCGCCUUUGUUGCCCUGCGCGACAAGGACGGGCGGUUCCACGGCGUGGAGGGGCUGGCGCACAUCAGCGAGCUCAGCUGGGCGCGCGUCUCGAGCCCCGCGGACGUCGUCCAGGAGGGCCAGACCAUCACCGUCAAGGUCGUGGGCGUGGACACGGAGCGGGGCCGCAUCUCGCUGUCGGUCAAGCAGCUGACCAACGACCCGGUGCGGGGAACGAUCGAGGACCUCCUGCCGAUCACGGGCGACGACGUGCAGACGCGCGCGUCGGAGUUCUUCCUCUCGGAGGACACCGAGGGCCUCGAGGGCAUCGGGUUGAUUUGCAAGGAGCUGCUGAACGAGCCCGGCGUGACGGGGGUGGGGCUGGGGCGCAUGGCGGUGAACGAGCGCGUCGUGAGCCAGGAUCUGCAGGUGUGGAUCACGAAGGAGGUGGUCGAGGACGGGUGGAACGUGGUGGCGCGCGCGGGCGUGGCGAUGCAGGAGAUCCACGUCAAGACCGACAUGCAGCUGCCGGAGAUGAAGCGCGCGGUGAAGAACGUGCUCGACCGCCUGCCGUGA
Molecule: messenger RNA, 1113 nt
Organism: Pedinophyceae sp. YPF-701
Lineage: Eukaryota; Viridiplantae; Chlorophyta; Pedinophyceae
Source: the annotation of a GenBank genome assembly